CGAAAAAUGGAUUCCCAAGCGCAAGUAUCGGCCACUCGGUAUGCAUCGAUUUUACCGGGUAUCCACACAGUUCCGCAUGAUCGUCUGAACUAACGGAAGGUGAAUAAGUAGGGAUAAAGCAUGGUCGCAAAGAGUGGGAAAUAAUUCGGGCGUCGCGACGGCCGUGGGAGUUGCGCCGCUACUUCCGAGGAAACAGCACCCUGAGGAAUAAUACCUCGUAACGAUUGUUUUAGAUAACGAAGAGGCAGCCUAAUCGAGAUGUCGAGGCCAAUCCUUAGCAGGCCGCGCACGUUUAUCUACGGCAGCAACUACGACAAGGGCGAGUCCUAUUACAAGCCCAUGGUCGACCACCUAGACCGGAAGUACAGCGCGCGGCCGUUGUUCCCGGAGCAGAGAAACUCUCUGGCCGACGAGAUCGCGGCGCGCCGUAGCGACAUCGGCACACGCGACCUCUCCGGUCCCCGCACCGGCUCCCUCGGCCGCGACCUUGACCUCGACCUCGACCCCCGUAACCGCGCCUCCCAACCAUCGUCCCAGCCCGAUUUCCCGCUAACUCCCGAAGACGAGGACACCGUCUACGACAGCCGUGGACAGCGCAUCUCGGCGCGUCGUAGGGUGGGCGAUGACUUCGCGGAGGAGGUAGCGGCGACGACGCGUCGCUUCCGCGCCCGGGUGGCGGCGAUGGGCCUUGAGGAGGAACUCGAAGCUGCGACCUCCGCGAGCCAAGCCAAGAAGAGCGCCAGCGAGCUGCUGGAGAACGCGGUGACCGCUCGGAAGGGCGCCAAGUCGGCGAUCGAGGAGGCCGAGAAGACGUUCAAGAGACGCUCAAGGCUCUUCGACGAGAUUGGCGACGAGAGCAAGCCCGCGUUCGCCAGGUGGACCAAGCUGAUCAACGAGGACGACGACCUGAUACCAGCCAGUGCCGCUGCCAGCCGAGCCAAGCAGACGAAAGCGCGCCUCCACGAUCUCGAGUCGGAGAUGGAGGAGCUCGCCGAUAGACAAGCUAAGAGGGAACGCCGGGCAGCGGCCCUUAGAGCGUUGGUGAACGAAACUGCUACGACGGCUGACGCCGAUGUCGUUCGACAGUCGACCGUCAGUAAGAAGGUGACGAUGCGCAGCGCUGAACGCGCGGAGAAGCACGUCAACUUCUAGACGAAGAGAACCUUACGAUUUACCUUAAUUCUCACGACGGUGUUUUAUAGCAGAUGCGCAAUGUGUGACGGUGUUUUAUAGCAGAUGCGCUGAAGAUUUUAUAGAAAUCGUUUGACGAAAAUUGUUAAUCCCUGAAAAAAGCAGUAAAAAAGAACUUCUAUUUAUUAAAUAUUUUAAUUUUUAAUUAAAAAGCUACUAAGAUUAUGUAAUUUGAUAACGAUUAUAUCAUAAAAUCAGCAUCGUAGUAAUUUUUUUAUUGGAUUCUCUUUCAAUUUCUGAUCGCAGUGCACAGUACGACGAUUGUUGAGUUUCGGUUUGCUGUAAGACACUGUUGUACUUCGACAUAUAAAAUAUUUUUGAUGUGUAAACCAUUACAUCGCAUUUGCGUUCUUGACGGUGUCUGUGCAAUUGCGUUAUCGCUGAUUUAUUCGCGAAAAGAGCGUACGCUAUUUCAUUAAUGUAAUAUUAUUUCAUUGAUGAUAAUGUAUCCCGUCAUUUAUUUAGCGCGUACGUUCAUUUCGCGUAAUUCUAUAAUUAUAAAUAUAUUAAUAUGUUAAUGUGUGAGGUGCAUCUUUCGAGAACAUUUAAUCAAUCAUAUUUAGCUUUAUGAAAUAUUAAGAAUUAAAUUACUUGCAAUUUUUUUAGAAGGUAUUCUUGAUUACAAUCGAAGUUUAUAAAUUCUCUUUUAGUUGUCAUUAUUUUUAUCUCUAAUUGAUUUUGUAAAAGACGUUGGUUGAUUUGAUUGAUCAGUUAUAUUGCUCAAAAUUUAAUGUACUUUCGAACGAUAUUCCUCGCAUCGUGAUACUCUUUCGCUUCUUUGUUCCUCGAGUGCAAAUCGAGAGAACUUAAGUGUUGAUUGUUCCUAACGAACGAUAGUUACAUUUUAGAUGCAUCAGAGAAUAUUUUUAUCAAAAAUUCGUUGCUAGCGCAACUAUGAAAAGAGUCGCACAUUCUGUUAUAUUUUCUUGAAAUUAUUAUUUCCAUUAUUUUCUAUUAUUCGAGAGCAAAUUCUGUAAUGUAAACUCUUCAGCAUACGACUUCACAAGAAAGCACAAAUCCACGAAACUUUUGCCAAAUUUGCUAUGUAUUUCUUUUUCUUAUAUGAAUAAAUCUUAUUUGAAAACUUUUUUCGGAAAGUACUUGUGUAA
Messenger RNA from Linepithema humile (Argentine ant), 2300 nucleotides. RefSeq lists its product as uncharacterized. The record is from RefSeq and is a predicted model, not a curated record. Lineage: Eukaryota; Metazoa; Arthropoda; Insecta; Hymenoptera; Formicidae.